AUGUGUGACAAUGGCAAGAAGAUCAAGAAAAUAACGGAGACUGUGAACAUUCUUCUGAAAAAGGCUGAGAAAAAAAGGAAGGAGAUAAUUAAUGAGAUAAGAGGUGUAGAUGAGUACUUGAACAGCUUGGAGCAGAAAAAAAAGAGGCUGACCAGGAAUGACUAG
Encephalitozoon cuniculi GB-M1 is the source of this 165-nucleotide messenger RNA. RefSeq lists its product as uncharacterized. Lineage: Eukaryota; Fungi; Microsporidia; Unikaryonidae. The record is from RefSeq and is marked provisional. Bases 1 to 165 code for a protein of 54 amino acids. The transcript has a single exon.